AUGGCCACAAGAAGAGCAGCGCUCGCCGUGGUACUGGCGCUGGCGCUGUGCGCCGUCGGCAUUGGCGCGUCGCCGGCCGUGUCGAGGGGGGCAGGGUGCCGGAAGCACGUGAAGAGGAUCACGGACUACGGGGCGGUCGGGGACGGGAAGACGCUCAACACGGCGGCGUUCGCCAGGGCGGUGGCGGACCUGUCCCGGUGCGCGGGCGACGGCGGCGCGGCGCUGGUGGUGCCGGCGGGGAGGUGGCUCACGGGGCCCUUCAACCUCACCAGCCACUUCACCCUCUACCUCCGCCACGGCGCCGAGAUCCUCGCCUCCCAGGACCUCAACGAUUGGCCUCUGAUAGCUCCCCUGCCGUCCUACGGGAGAGGAAGGGACGAGCCUGGCCCAAGAUACAGCAACUUCAUCGGCGGAUCAAACCUCACCGACGUCAUCAUCUCCGGUCAAAACGGAACGAUCAACGGGCAGGGGCAGGUGUGGUGGGACAAGUACCGCGCCAAGCAGCUCACCUACACGCGCGGCUACCUGCUCGAGCUCCUAUACUCUCGCGACAUCAUCAUCUCCAACGUCACCUUCGUCGACGCGCCCUCAUGGAACCUCCACCCCACCUACUGCAACAACGUGACCAUCAGCGGCGUCACGAUUCUCGCGCCGAUCCACUCGGCUAACACCGACGGGAUCGACCCAGAUUCUUCCUCCCACGUCAAGAUCGAGGACUGCUACAUCGUCUCCGGCGACGACUGCAUCGCCGUGAAGAGCGGCUGGGACGAGUACGGCAUCAAGUUCAACAUGCCGAGCCAGCACAUCGUCGUCAGGCGGCUCACCUGCAUCUCCCCCACGAGCGCCAUGAUCGCGCUCGGCAGCGAGAUGUCCGGCGGAAUCCAGGACAUACGCGUCGAGGACAGCAUCGCCAUCAACACCGAGUCGGCCGUCAGGAUCAAGUCUGGCGUGGGGAGGGGCGGCUUCGUCAGGGACGUCUUCGUGCGCAACAUCAGACUCCACACCAUGAAGUGGGUCUUCUGGAUGACUGGCAACUACGGCCAGCACCCCGACAACUCUUCCGACCCCAAGGCCCUGCCCGUGGUCACCGGCAUCAACUACAUCGACGUGUUAGCCGAGAAUGUGACGAUGGCUGGCAGGAUGGAGGGCAUCCCGAAUGACCCCUACACCGGGAUAUGCAUGUCCAAUAUCACCGCCCACCUUGCGCCCAAGGCCAAGAAGCUGCAAUGGAACUGCACCGACGUCCAGGGAGUGGCAUCUGCUGUCUGGCCGAAGCCAUGCCCGCAGCUUGGCGCUGUGGGCAAGCCCUGCACAUUCCCGGAGGACGAGCUCGUCAUUGGUCCGCCGGAGUUGCCCAAAUGUACCUACUGAUAUGUGUGGUAGGUUAUAGCCAUCAGGGUUAGAACCAAAGAGAUGAUGUACUUCCUGUCUUAGUAUAGUCUUACAGUCUGAAAAGUGCUGCAGAAUAAACAUA
This is a messenger RNA of Lolium rigidum, 1474 nucleotides long. Its product is annotated as probable polygalacturonase. NCBI's taxonomy places the organism in Eukaryota, Viridiplantae, Streptophyta, Magnoliopsida, Poales, Poaceae. Gene Ontology annotation, biological process: carbohydrate metabolic process. Gene Ontology annotation, molecular function: polygalacturonase activity. The coding region runs from base 1 to 1371 and encodes 456 amino acids. The record is from RefSeq and is a predicted model, not a curated record. The transcript is spliced from 5 exons.